Rhizophagus irregularis DAOM 181602=DAOM 197198 is the source of this 375-nucleotide messenger RNA. RefSeq lists its product as uncharacterized. NCBI's taxonomy places the organism in Eukaryota, Fungi, Glomeromycota, Glomeromycetes, Glomerales, Glomeraceae. The record is from RefSeq and is a predicted model, not a curated record.
AUGAAAGAUCCUUUAACAAAUGCUGAAGAGUUUCAAAAUGAUGCCAAAAAUUGGCUUACUUUGUUUUUAACACCUUCCGAAGGCAUUCCAAACACUCAAGGAUUUAAAAAAGGCCUGUACCAACCCGAUAAUAUAACACCUUACAUUCAUGUAUUGGUCUAUCACAUCUCUGAAUUUAUAAUGAUUCAUCAGAAAUGGGGAUUAAAGUCGUUUUCCUGUAGUGGUGUUGAAAAAAAAAAUCAUGAGCAUGUAUCUUAUUUUUUUCGUAAGACAUUAAAAGAUGGUGGAAAAAAAAAUCUCAAUCAUCAGCAAUCAUUGAGAUUUUACAACACAAAAAUCGAACCCUCUUCUAUAAUCAUAACAACACCCCUUUAA